UACAGCGGAUUUUUCAUUUCUUUUAGUACUGAAAAACGUACGACAGGUCAAAAUAUUACUACUUUGCUUGAAAAUUAUAAGUUUGAUCAAGACUUCGGUGUUAUUGGGCUUAAUACAUUUUUUAAAAUUGAUGAUGAAUUUUGUUUAAAAUUGAAACGAAUUUUUACAAAUUUAGCCAAAGUCGAUGAGCCAUGUGAUGCUAUAAAUCAUUUCACUCAGAAUCCUAAGAAAUUAUUAUAUUUCGUAUGUAUUGUUUCACAUUUAGAUGAGCGUUUCAUACCAUCAAUUCAUAAUGAGUCUAUUAUUCAUCAGAUGUACGUUUAUUGUCGAAAUUCAUAAGAACAACAAUGGAUUGACAAAAAUCAUAAAAAAAACAAAAAAUAAAAUUUUUUUAAAUCAGAAUUUACUUAUUAAAGAAUUAAGACAAUUUAUAUUUGAUGCAAAUACGAGGCAAAACGAACUGUCAGAAGAGAUAUCACUAUCAUCAGCAUCAUCAACAUCAUUUACAUAUUUUAAACAAAGUGAAAUAUCAAGUCCAAUAAGAAAUUUAGAUAAAGAAACUAUUGAAUUUAUUCAAUUUCAAUUGCUUAUUGAAAUAAUACUUCGGUUAUCAUUGAACGAAAAAGCAAAAAGUGAUAUCAUAAAAGUAUAUCAUAAUUAUUAUAGUGAUAAUGAAACACAAAAGAAAUAUAUUUCAGUAUUUGAAUCAAACUAUGAAACAAAAAGGCCUCUUGAAUGGUACACAGAUCCCCAAAUGAAAUUUUGUCAUAAAUUAACAAAUAAAGCAUUUAGGACAUAA
Molecule: messenger RNA, 799 nt
Organism: Didymodactylos carnosus
Lineage: Eukaryota; Metazoa; Rotifera; Eurotatoria; Philodinida; Philodinidae
Source: the annotation of a GenBank genome assembly